GUAUUGAUAGACACAUCAUCUAGAGUAAAUUUUAUUAGAAGAAGCUUGGUUGAUAAGCUCGAAAUGGAGUACACUAAAUAUAAAGAAAAAAACAGGUUGGAAUGUCUGGAUUUAUCUUUUCGAUAUGAGGGGAAAGAUAGACUAGUAUCUACUUAUGGUGACGAUGUUUUUAAUGAUUUUGUGGUUAUUGAAAAGCCGAAAGCAGACCUUGUAUUAGGAUUACCAUAG
This is a messenger RNA of Funneliformis geosporum, 228 nucleotides long. Lineage: Eukaryota; Fungi; Glomeromycota; Glomeromycetes; Glomerales; Glomeraceae. The record is from the annotation of a GenBank genome assembly.